Molecule: messenger RNA, 5863 nt
Organism: Aedes albopictus (Asian tiger mosquito)
Lineage: Eukaryota; Metazoa; Arthropoda; Insecta; Diptera; Culicidae
Product: proteoglycan 4
Exons: 6
Cellular component (GO): extracellular region
Molecular function (GO): chitin binding
Source: RefSeq, a predicted model, not a curated record
GAAAAUUCUUUCUUGUUGUCCACAGCUCUUACCGCAGCAGUGCUGGCACUGGCCGGAGGAGCAGCAUCCCUAUCGCCGGAGAACAAACCGCACCGCCACGGGGCCAGCGGGGGAAGUAAUUUCCCCCUGCAGAGGUACGCCGGGGGCAAGGGUCGGCCUCCACCCGCACUGAUGGGACCCGGACCAGGAACAGGAGGCGGCGGCGGCGGCGGUGGCGGAGGAGGUCCACCACGAUUGAUGUCCCGGGCGGAUAAUCCGAUGCCGGCGACGCCACUCAACAAUCAAACCCUGGACCGCUACCGGCGGCUGAUUCCCUACAUGACAUUCUACAUUCCAUCAUCUAAUGGCGACUUCGGCCUGCCAAUCAAUCAGGCGUAUAAUUAUAUGCCCAUUCGCUCACAGCGACCUCAGGAGUCCCAACAGCAACACCAUCAUCAACACAGCCAACAGAGCAGCAAGCAGCAAAUUUUGUCACUUCAACAAUACCACCGUCAGCCGUCGCCGCAACAGAGUGGUUUGGGCGGUGACCCACCGCUGGUCUACCAGUCCUAUCAACCGCAGAUCCAUCAAUCGUCACGCUAUCAGUCCUCCUCAUCGGGGUCAUCUUCCUCGGCAGGAUCGUCCCAAGGAAACUCGUACAAGACCAUCCUGAUAAAUAACUCUCCAAUCAAGUACGAAUACUCGCAGCGUCAUCAAUUAGCUCCAUCGCCUUCCUCGUCCUCGUCGUCGUCGUCGUCUUUGUCCUCAUCGUCUUCCUCUUCAUCCGGAGCGCCCGGUAGCCGUGACCCAAAUCUUGCGCUGCUGUACAAUCCCCGACCCCAGUUACAGCAGUAUCACCAUCAGCAGCACCAUCAGCAGCAACAAUUACAAAGCCCGCCGUCCAAGUUGUAUGCGAUUGAAAUCCAGCCACAGGCAACCAUACCGAAACCACAGCCGUCGAUCCAACCGAAUGGGUAUAGUGGCAGCAGCGGGGCAAGUGGCGGAAACGACGGGUCCGAUCACAUUCACCUUCUGGCGGCCACACCGGCUCCGCCAGUUGUAUCCACCCGGAGUCCCAUUAAGUAUCAGCCAGCUGCGGUUUACAAGAAGUACCAGAUCAAUCCCUUCCUACAGUCAAACAAGUUGCCAGGCAGUUUUACCCCGCUAGCGUACAGCAAUGGCGCGCCGUCUGUUCAGCAGCACAUUGUUCAAGAAGAAAUCCCAGAAGAGUAUGAGGAAAAACCCCUGCCACGACCUACCCCAUCGCCAACUUAUACCGGACCGAAACUCCAAACCACGUACGUUUAUGUCAAACCAUCGCCUGAACCAAAUCAACUGUAUUACCACGAGAAACCGGCUAAGCCAUCUAGUUCGUCUGGUUCUUAUGUGACCUACAAGGAAAAACCGACUUAUUUGGAAGAUGAAGAACAGAUCUACAAACCGAAACCGAUAGCUAAGCCAAGUUACGAACACGAGCUUGAAGUCUACAAGACUCUUCCGAAACCGAUUACCCAACCGAAACCAGCAUACGUAGAUGAUGAAAUCGUAUACAAGUCGCCUCCAAAACUGAUAUCAAUCCAUAAGCCAAGCUAUCUCGAAGACCCAGAACUCUACCGACCUGGUGCCAAACCAAUCCCAGUCCCCAUUCCAGUAGCCGUCGAUUACUCCACACCUCGAACAGUCCCUCAACGGGUAGAAUACACCACAUCCCGUCCGCAUCCGCAUUCAAUCCCGAUUGAGACCUUCACUGCUUACAACCCAACCGGAAGUACUUCAGCCCCACCCGCGGUCUCAACAACCGCCCAUCCAAAGUACUCUGUCCGCCACAAGUCUCCUCAUCACAAACAAAGCCGCGGAUCUACAAAGGCACCUCCCAUCCGACAGCACCUAACCGAAAACCUUAACCCGUCGGACAUCCGAUCUCCUAACCCAAACUACUUCGAUCAAUACGCCGACUACAAAGCCCAGGUCAAGCAAAACUACUACUCUCAAGCCAACUACAUCCCGAUCUCGAAACCACCGAAAGUCACCAAACUGAUACCGGCUCAUCCCGUCGAAGAUAAGCCCCGCCCCGUCUAUCAACACAACAAACCUCGCCCCGCAACUCCAACUCAGAUCAUCGACACGGCCUCCGCAUCCGGAUCAACGUCCCUGGCCGACCUGCUCAAGAAACUCCAGGACAGCAACCACCUGCCCAAAACUCUAACCCCCGACAACAUCGACAACUCCAUCCGAACGCUCGUGAAAAUCCUGAACAACCUCAAGGCCUCCCAACAGGUGCACCAACAACCCGAACAAGACUUCACCACCCCGGAAGAGUACGACCACCACCAACCCCCCACCAACGUGAAAGCCCACCCGAAACCACCCAAGAAGCCUUCGUCGCACCACAGCAGCAGCAGCAGUAGCAGCGAUGAUGACGAUUCCUCCAGCUCGUACAUGCCGCACCACCCGGAACUGGGCCCGACACCGCCGGGACCGAACUCGGGCCGUCCGGGCAUAGACUAUCCGAACCUGUCGGAAAUCCCGGAAACCAGUUUUAGCUGCAAGGAGCAACGCUACAAAGGCUUCUUCGGCGAUCCGGAAACGAACUGCCAAGUGUGGCACUACUGCGACCUGAACGGCGGCAAGGCGUCCUUCCUCUGCCCGAACGGAACCAUCUUCAGUCAGGUUGCCCUGACUUGCGAUUGGUGGUUCAACGUCAAGUGUUCGACCACGGCGCAGCUUUACGUCCUGAACGAACGACUGUACAAAUACAUCCUGCCUUUUACGCCAAAGUUCCCCGAAGACUACAGCGGACCGCUGGUUGACAAAUACCUCGCCAUCAAAUUCCAGGAGAUGGAAGAAAAGAUGCAGAAGCAGCGCGCCAAGGGUAAACCGGUGGUCAAGCCCCGUCCGGAGAUCGAAAACGACGACCUGAACGGCAACAAGCUGGAGGAUAACGACGACCGGUACAACCAGAACCAGCCUCAUCCCGUCCAGUACGUGACGGAGAAUUCCAUCGAUGCAACAGCACCCAGCGCCGCCAGCAUAGUAUCCGCAACGACUCCGAUCACCCUGGAGGACAUCAACGCCGAGUACGACCGGGCGAGCGGUGCGAGUAUCGCUCCGGAAACGGAACCUUCCGCCUCGGGAGGUACCGGACCGGAAGCGGCAGCACGCAUAGCUCCGAUCGUGGUAACGGCUCCCAGUGCUCCGGCCAGCUCGACGGGUGCGGAAGAUGAUGGGUCGGAAAGCGGCGGGGUCACAGCCCUAGCGGAACCGAUGGCACCUCCACAGGCACGGUACGAAUCGCGGGAGACGCCCAGUGCGAUACGAUCGCCGCCGCGGCCAAACACGAUGCAAGCCCUGAGGGCGAUGGGCAUCGAGGUGAAAAACGACGGCACCAGUGGGCACCUGACGCCGACGCAUGGGUACGGGGAAUAGGGGAUGGGUAGAGUGGGGCGGGUUUGUUCCCGACAACGAUUGCAAUUUCUGUGAAUAGUAGUUAUAUGCUUAAGUUUCCUUAGUUCUGUAGCUGAACGUUAUACCUGCACACCGUCAGUUAUUGUGAAUGCCAACAAUUUCUGGAAGAUUCUCCGCGCUUGAGAAUUUUCGCUUGUAGUCCAGAGAUUGUAAAAUGUUACUGGUUAGUUUAUAAAAUAUGUAGUAGGUAUUGGAUUUGUGCGCGAGCGAUCAGAGCUAAUUUAUUUGCUAAGGAUGCGACUUGUUUUUCAAAUAUUCGAGAUAUUCAUUAUACUUAGGGCAAUUCGAUUAAAAAUUUCGUCAGGAUUCACAGGGGUUCGUCUAUGAACAUUUACGAGGAUUAUUUCAAGAGUUUCCCCAGGAUUUUAUCUAGGACUUUGUGUAAGAAAUCGUCGCUAUGUUUUUUGACGGAUUUCUGAAGAAACCCACUGUUGGACUUCGAUCCAACCGAUGUUCCGAAAUUAUUAUUCUCCGCUCAGGAAAUGAAUGAACACGUAAUCCGAGUUGAAGGGAGAAUAUAAUUUUCCUACCGGAGGCAAUUAAAAUACAUUUCAAGUUACAUGGAAUUCAUAAUUUGCUAGUACAAGUGCAACGAAGCAACUACUUAAACUAAACUAUUCUAUUUCAAAUCAAUUAACUUGCUACGUAUGCCCGGUUCAUGAGAACCCCUGGCAUACUGUAGCGGUUUCUGAGAAUUGGAUGUGGAUGUACAUGUACAUAACAUUUUUAAUUCACACUUACGUUUUGUGUUUUCGUUCCCAGCAUAAGAUUACGGGUAGGACCUAAUAGCCUUGGUAUGAUCUAUUUGAUGGAUUCGCAUAUUAAUUCAAAGGAUGUUUGCAGAUGUAUAUGAAUCCUUACCGUUUCUGGUCUAGGAGUCAGUGAUGACGAUCGAAUGAAGUUUUUCUGCUUUGGCUGGCGGCAACCUAAUUUGUAUGGGAACGUUCUACAAUUGCAAUCCCUAUCAAUUCUAAUGAAUUAUUGGCUUACCGGUUAUAGGAAUUUCACAAGGAGUAUAAUAACUUCACCUACUACCCUUAUAAUGUCACUUAGUUUACCGUAAUUAUCUAAAUUUUGAUAAGAUACACAAUCGUGAAACAUGCACUAUCUUCAGUUACGUUUAUGAUCUUGUUUACCUUCUUAUCAUAGAUAUCAGUACUCACUCGAUCGCUGUACUCACUGCACUCACCGUUGUCAUAUGAUGGUCGAUUAUAGCAAUAUCGUAGGGUGCGCUAGCCUCGCAUUGGCUAACACCCACCAAAAAAAUUCCAAGAAUUGCUUCAAAUUUUAUGUUUUUAGGAUUUCUUCCAAAAUUUUUUUUCUGGGAUUUUUUUCAAGAAUUCCUUCAAUAUUUUUCUACGGACUUUUUCGGGAAUUCCUACAAGCAUUGAUACCAUUAAUUCGUCCAAGAUUUCAUCCAUUAACAAAUUCUUGCCGCCUUUUAAUUCUGGAUUUCUUACAGGAAUUCCCACAAUAUUUACAAUUAUUUUCAAAGAAAUUCUUCAGAAAAUGCCCUUAAAGCAGUUAGAAUCCCCUCGAAUUACGGUAAACAACUACUUAUCAGUGAAGUCGUAGCAUCAAACAGAAUAUCUCGCUUUGCAAACAGUAUGAACCUUCGCAUAAAACACACGCGACUGCUUUUCCCCCGACAUUAUACGCAGCACAUUACAUAUUUAAGCAAAGAGAAAAUCAUCAUCGUUCAUGAAUAGUAACUGUUAUCAUCUCUCGCGGUAAUAUUUAUUGUCGUCGUAUAGACAGAUUGAAAUGAUUGAUUGAGUCGUUUUAGUGCGGUGUGUAGCGCCAGCGCUCUCUCCGCCAAGCGGUGUAUGAUGUCAAAAAUAAACCACCUGUUGCUUCUACUUUACCGGCUCGAUGAAAGCCACGGGGACUAGGUGUGGAAUUGGUUGCGUUUUUUUUUGUUUUGCUUGAGAGAGUGAACGAGAGUGAGUGUGCGUGUGCACCUGAUGCACUCGCAGAUGCGGAUGCAUGCAUGCAUGCCGCCGUGGAACGGAUAGGCAUCGAAUUAGUUACCCCUAUUUGUAAAACAGUCACGAUAAAUAAACUAUAUAAAUUAAGAUUAGAAGUUAAAAAUGUAAGGUUACAGAAAUGCGUAUGAAUGUCAACAAGAAAUAGAACAACAGAUUUCAUAUGUUUGUGCGAAGCAUUUGAAGUGAGAAAAGGGAAAAGUGAUUGGUAUGUUCGUAGAUUAAUAAGUGUGGAAACGAAAAUGGCUUCUGUGCAUCAUGAAAAAUAUACAAAUAAAAUCAACUAUGGGUCUAGGAACGAAUGACGAACGGUAGAGUGAAAGCCAUACAUAAUAAUAUCGAAUAUAGAUAGGUUAAACAACGACAGAAAACAAAAAAAAUAUACCGUUUGAGACAAACAAUAAUCGAAAUUAAAUAAACAUAUUAUAAAUUAA